AUGGCAACAGCUCUGCAACUGCAAUUUCCUCCGUUCUCUUCUUCUUCUUUCCUGAAUCACAAAAGCUCCAAGAACUACUGUUAUUCUACUUAUAUUCAACCUUCAAAUUCCAGUUAUAAUCGCCUUAAAACCAGAGCUAUCAAAGAGAAAACAGAAGAAAAGAACCCCCCAUCUCCAUCAUCAUCAUCAUCUUCUUCUUCUUCUUCUUCUGUUGAGGAAGUUACCAAGAAGUAUGGUAUUGAAGCUGGUCUUUGGAAGAUAUUUAGCUCAAAAGAGGAAGGGAAGGAAGAUGGUGAGAAAACUAAAUCCAAGGGAGAACAAGCUAAGGAGCUGCUGGCAAAGUAUGGAGGAGCAUAUCUGGCUACCUCAAUCACUCUAUCUUUGAUUUCCUUCGCGCUCUGUUACGCACUCAUUAGUGCUGGCAUCGAUGUUCAAUCAUUGCUACUAAAGGUGGGAAUUUCAACUGAUGCAACUGGGGAGAAAGUUGGGACGUUUGCUUUGGCAUAUGCUGCACACAAGGCUGCAUCUCCAAUUAGGUUUCCACCUACCGUAGCUCUUACUCCCAUUGUUGCUGGUUGGAUUGGAAAGAAGAAAGUUGAUGAGGAGAAGUAA
Molecule: messenger RNA, 612 nt
Organism: Dovyalis caffra
Lineage: Eukaryota; Viridiplantae; Streptophyta; Magnoliopsida; Malpighiales; Salicaceae
Source: the annotation of a GenBank genome assembly